Molecule: messenger RNA, 651 nt
Organism: Vombatus ursinus (common wombat)
Lineage: Eukaryota; Metazoa; Chordata; Mammalia; Diprotodontia; Vombatidae
Product: cysteine-rich venom protein piscivorin-like
Exons: 7
Source: RefSeq, a predicted model, not a curated record
AUGGGUCCAUUCAUUGUACUGAUGUUUCUGACCACUGUGAUCUGUCAAUCCAUAGGACUGAAUUUCACACUUUAUAGCAAUUUGUCCACCAUGAAAGGAGAGGUGCAAAAGAAGAUCCUUGAAUGCCACAAUAAUAUAAGAAGAUCAGUGAUCCCAAUGGCUAGCAAUAUGCUGAAAAUGUACAAUGGUACAGUAUGUGGUGAAAACUUAUUUAGAUCAAGUUUUCCUGCCUCCUGGGAUGAUGUCAUCCUUGUUUGGGAACUAGAGAAAAAGAAUUUUAUUUACGAAAUAGGGGCCAUCAACAAACAUGGCGGUUAUCUUGCUUACACUCAGAUGAUCUGGUAUAGAACUCAUAAAAUUGGAUGUGGUGUUUCCCUGUGCCCAAAUGGUACAUAUAAGUACUUUUAAGUAUGCCAAUACUGUCCAGUAGGGAAUAAAGUCUCUUCAUUAUUAACCCCCUACAAGAAAGGUGACAGAUGUGCUGAUUGCCCUCAUUCUUGCCAAAAUGGACUCUGUACCAAUCCUUGUCAGUAUGAAGAUAAAUAUUCAAAUUGCCAAGAGUUGAAAGAUCAGCUUACAUGUAACUUCAGUCAAGUCAGGCUUCAUUGUAAAGCUACAUGCAAGUGUACCAGUGAAAUAAAAUUGAGUUGA